AUGUCCGAUACCGAAAAUAAUUUUUCAAAAUUGGAAGCAAUUAAAAAAACAAGGGAGAAGUCUAGACAAUUGUCAGAUGUGUCAAAUAAACUAGCCGAUGCAGUUGGGUUUUAUACUAAAGAAUCUCUUCAUAUUAGUGAAUAUGAAUCGGAGUUAGAAAUGUUGCAGCAAGAAAGAUUAUAUCACCUGGAACAGCUUAGAUUGAUUGAAAAGGAUAUCGAGGCCGUCGAACAAACAAUUUUUGAAGCUCGAAUUGAUAAAAUCAAAACUCUAAAGUUGGCUCGUAAAUUGUCCAGUGAUUACAGCAUGUUGCUUACUGAGGUCAAUCAUAUCCGCUCUGAUUUGGGCCUUAUUACACUAGAUGAUAAAAGGACUCCAGAGGCCAUGGCCUUAACUCAGACUAUUCCUUCAAGUACCUCUUCUACUCCACCACAGACAAAUAUUUCUGACACUCCUGGUGGGCCUCCCACAUCCCAAUGCCCCAAUUCUCCACAGGCUCCUUCGCAGUUGCCUCCCUUGCUUCCACCUUCAACAGGUACUUUCGAUCAGGAGCAUAUUGCCGCUUGGUUUGCCUCAUUUCGACAACAGGGUGAUCAAAUUGAUUGGUCUAAGCAGUUUCCUCCUGAAAUCAGUACAGAGAAUGAACUAUCGACGAGCAAUAUCCGUAAAGGUAAUUUGAUUACAUUUUCAUGA
Messenger RNA from Rodentolepis nana, 693 nucleotides. The record is from the annotation of a GenBank genome assembly. Lineage: Eukaryota; Metazoa; Platyhelminthes; Cestoda; Cyclophyllidea; Hymenolepididae.